Zootoca vivipara (common lizard) is the source of this 6249-nucleotide messenger RNA. RefSeq names its product chromosome 3 C1orf115 homolog (gene C3H1orf115). Lineage: Eukaryota; Metazoa; Chordata; Lepidosauria; Squamata; Lacertidae. The record is from RefSeq and is a predicted model, not a curated record.
GACUUCUUGGAUCAGCUGCCAAGCCUCAGGAAGCAGACUCUCCCCGCCCGCUGCCCUUUUGUGGGGACACAGGGAGGGCAGGCUGCGGCCUUGGCGCUGGCGCCGCCUAUGCGAAAGUGUCCCUUGAGCGCCACCUGUUACUUUCCUCCCGCUGGCCCGGCGCGCGGAUCUCCUCCUGCGCGCUCGGCUGAGGUAAGGGAGCGAAGGUGCCUUAGGCUCUUCUUCCCCAGUGCCGCCUGCGGAUUCCCCGCCGGGCGACCUCCGGGCGCGAUGACCGUCGGGGGGACCCGGAGAGCCAACUACCCCCGACGGGGGCCUGCGGAGGACGAAAUCUCUAUCCUGGAAAAGGACGAGGAAGAAGAAGAGGAAGAGGAGGAGGAGAGGAGGCAGACAGCCCCAAGCGGCCAAGCUGAAGAGGGGGAGUCCGGCUGCGCCUCCAAGAAAGUCGCCUUCGCCGUCCUCCCGGACAAGUACGAGCCUCUCGGCGGGGCGGGAGACGAGCAGCAGCCCAAAGCCGAGCGCAAGAGCAAGAAGCGCAGGAGGAAGCUCAAGAAAUACGGCAAGAAUGUGGGCAAAGCACUGCAAAAAGGAUGCCGUUAUCUGGUACUCGGUCUGCAGGGAUUAGCUAAUGCCUACUCAUCUCCUCUUGGAGUGGCUGUUUCAAUAGCUACGGCGUUUCGUUAAGACUUGCAGCCUGCCACAUUCGGGUUGAAGACGGAAGGAACGGUUGUUGAAGCACCUGGCCAAAUUUCCCUUUCGCUGAAACUUCGUCUUCAGAAAUGUCUCCCAACUGAGCAACAAGAAAGAAAAAACAGAUCAGACUGAACAUUCGGGAUGGAUCAUUUGCUGCUCUGGACAUGAGUCGUUCUCUGACAAGUGCUUUGAUCAAAAGAAUGAGUAAGGCCAAAAGAACAAAACGUUGAUUAGCUGGGCUGGAUUUAGAAAUAUAGUAAUUGUGUGUCAACUACUCACCAGCAGGAUUGGCCCAAGGCAUUUCGCCGCCUGAGGCAAGGAUGGCACCCCACCUCCCAUUCUGUGUGCAAAAUCCAACUGAAUUGUCAGUUGAAUGAACAUUGUAGGCAGGACAGUGUCCCCCGCCACACAUGACGCCUGAGAGGUAUAGGGCAGACUAUGCAGCAUGCACAAGUCUGCCCUUCAACAUCUCAUCUCCAUUCCUCACCCCUUGAGGCAGCCGCCUUUGCCUAACAGUGGUGACUGGUCUCCACUGGGACUGCUGGAGUGUAAGGCAGGAGGCCAACAGUAGGUGGAGCCAGAGCCAGUGACAGGCACAACCACGGUCAAUGAUAAGCAAAGUCAGUUAAGUCUAAUUUUGUCCCUAUCCUCCUCCUUGCUGAGUUCUGCACAGGAAACAAUGAAGCUAAGGAGGAGGAAGCUGACAGCCAGUUACAUCCUUUGGACCAAUUGUAAUUGAAAAAAGGCAGGGAGAUGGAGGUUGACUGAGGGUAAACUGAAGUUGGUGCGGUAGUGCCCCAUUCAACCCAAUUGACCAGACUGUACUGCUGCCUAUUAGUCAGGCUGGCCUUGACAAAAGCAACAUCUGUGGACAAAGAAAAGGACAGCAUGUAGGAGGAAAUGGAGGAAGAGUGGCACGUAAAGGAGACACAUAAAAGGAAAACAGGGAGAUGAAGUUUUCAUAAUUCUGGCCAGGCCUUAGUAAUGCUGCAUGGUGGGCUGGUGUUCCAGAGAGGCAGAAAGAGCUACAUCUGUUGAAUGUCUAUAUCAGGGAUUGGGAACUUUUGGAUGUUGUUGGACUACAACUCCCAUCAUCUCUGACCGCUGGCCAUGCUGGCUGGGGAGGAUGGGAAUUGAAGUCCAACAGCAUCUGCAGAACCACAGGUUACCCAUCCCUGGUCUACAUGUUAGAGCACACAGGAGCAACAGCAGAAGCAGGCAAAUACCAGAAAAUAUGGAAGAAAGGGGGGAUUUGGGAAGAGAAAUUAUUUGACAAAAUAAGAACUUAAGGACAUUAUUGCAUUGGACCCAUCAUGUAGCCAAGCAUCUUGCAAUCAGUUCCAGAUACCUUGGGAGUCCUGGUUCUCAGCUGGAGAAUUGUGAGAGCCCUGUGGGUAGGGUUGCCAGGCCCUGGUAGUGCUUUUUAUCUCUCUUAAGGGAAGGGAACAUUUCUGCAAGCCACGCCCACUUUCACCAGCCUUGCUUCGUGCCCACCUUCAGUGGCUGAAAUGUUUUUUAGAGGGCUGAGCCAAUCAGAAGGUUGGCGGUUCGAAUCUCCGUGACGGGGUGAGCUCCCGUUGCUCGGUCCCAGCUCCUGCCAACCUAGCAGUUCAAAAGCACGUCAAAGUGCAAGCAGAUAAAUAGGUACCACUACAGCGGAAAAGUAAACGGUGUUUCCGUGUGCUGUUCUGGUUUGCCAGAAGUGGCCUUGUCAUGCUGGCCACAUGACCCGGAAGCUGUUCCCUCGGCCAAUAACGCGAGAUGAGCGGCGCAACCCCAGAGUCAGUCACGACUGGACCUAAUGGUCAGGGGUCCCUUUACCUUUAAUUAGUUUCAUUUGCCUGGAUAGAGGAUAGAGGCAGGGGUGUGUGUAUAAACUAGCCAAUGGUACAAAGGUAACAUUUACAUUCAUUGCUCUGCCUGUUUUUGCCUCUGGCCCUGCCUACCACUGUCAUGCAGCCCCCAGAAGGCUGCCCAGAAGGCUGAAGAAUGUCCCCCACCACUGUGCUGAUUUCACAACCAUGAGUACUUUUAUAAACCUCUAUUAAAGGUGUGGGGAACCUUUGGCCCUUCAGAUGUGGCAGAACUAUGACUCCCAUCAGCCUCAGCAAGCAUGUCUCAAUAGCUAAGGGUUUCUGGGAGUUGUGGUUCAGCAGCAUCAGAUUAGAACGUGAGCCCAUAAGAUGAUCCUGCUGGAUCAGGCCAUCCAGUUGUCUCAGUGGCCAGCCAAGCUGCUUAUGGGAAGCUCUCAAGCGAGACCUGAGCCCAAGAGUACUCUCAUCUCCUGCAGUCUCCAGCAACUGGUAUUUGGAACCUCCAGCUGUGGAGGCGACACACAACUGUCAUGGCUAGUAUCCAUCUAUAGCCCUUUCAUGAAAUUAAGAAUCUAAUCCUCUUUCAAACCCAUCUAUAUUGGUGGCCAUCACUGCGAGCGAGUGCCAUAGUUUAUGUGUUUAUUUUUAAAAAUAUAUCCUGAAUUUUCCAACAUUCAGCUUCAUUGCAUGCCCAUGAGUUCUAGCAUUAUAAAAGGGGUUGCACACACCUGCUCGAUUACGCCAUUUCCCCACCACUACUCCUCAGUAGACUUUCAUUCUUCUUCUGUACCUCCUGCUUGAUCUGUGGCUGUAGGUCAGGGGUGAGGAAUCUCCAGCCCACAGACCUACUUAGAGUUAGGCCCACCUCCUCUCAUGGCCCCCAAGGCCAUUUUGGCCAAGCCACACCCACCUACCCUAUCCUUGACUUCACAUAUGCUAUCAGUUGUGGGGCAGAUGAAGACCUGGCUCAGCUGAAAGGGGGUUUACAGGUACCAUGGAUGGGUGGUGCUUGCAAAGUCCUACUUGGGUCUUGUGAAGCCCCUCACAGAACGCUCCUGAAGACCCCUGCAGGCAAAAAUGGGCCACCUGGUGCCAUGAUGUCAGGUGAUUGAUAAGUAAUCGUCCCCCACCUGUCUGUCAAACGUGGCCUGUGAAGGGGGGAGAGAUAACAAUCUGUCCCACCAACCAGAUCCAGCUGCCCACCCAUGCUGUAGGGGAAGGGAGGUAGCUCAGUGGUAGGGCAUCUGCACUGCAUGCAGAAUCUCCUAGGUUCACUCUCCAGCAUCUCCAGGUGAGGCUGGGAAAGACUCCAUGUCUGAAACUUUGGAGAGCCACCACUAGUCAGUGUAAAUAAAUAAUACCAAGCUGGAUGAGCAGUUGGUCCAUCUCAGUAUAAGGUGGCUCCUUAUGAUCUGAUUGUCCUGGGACCAUGUGGCUUCUGACAGCAUUGCAAAUGACAAUUCUUGUUCUACUGGUGGUGCAAAGGGCCACCUUACAGCCUCACUAGUCUAGGGCAGUUUAUGUGGCACUCAAGGGCAUUUUUGGCAGAGAAAUCAGGGCAGGAAUAGAAAGUAGCCCCAGCAAUCUUGCUUUGCGGCUAGAAUGCUACACCUAGGAUUACAAAGCAGGUGGGAGUUGUGUAAGACAUCUGUACGGUAUGCAGAAUUUUGCCCCAUUUGUUGGGUACUAGAUGUUGCCUUGGCACAGCUCUCUGUUUAUCCUGCUGCAGUCAAAGCAGCUGUAGACAAUCAAGCAGCCUGUGUGUGUAUAGGACAGAAGUAUCUGUCAUGGUGUUUAAUAAAACUCAUCUUCCUGGAAUGCCUGCCCUAGGCACCAAGAGUAAGAGAUCAGAUGAAUAUCUCACUGGAAAAAGCAUUAAGCUGGCCUGCUGGGUUUAACCUUGUGGAUGGAAAUCUCUGAAAGCUGCCAUUUAAAGAAUUAUCUUGUCCAGUGUUGACAGAAGAAUCAAGCCUUUGCAUUCCCGAAAUGAUAUAUUUCCACCUAGAUAAUACUGUAGUUAAUUUUGAUAUGUUUUAUAUAUACCUUCUGAGCUUUAUAGAAUUCAUUGAAGAAUACUUGCUUUUUUAAAAAAGAAAUAUGCUUUAAAGCUGGUUAUUUUGUUUUACUUAAUAUUAAUGAACCUGCUAACAAGUAAGCUGAUGUACUAAGAGAAAUUAAAUAGAUUUAGCCAGAGUGCAAUUUGUGUGUGAACUGCUUUUGAUUUUCCAAACAUCCUCAACUAUUAAUCUUGUCUUGUGGAUAAGACUGGACUUAACCUUCCAGGGGUCCUUUACCUUUACCUUACCUACUAUUAAUUCAAGACUGGUGUGUGAAUAGCCCAUAAGGUAAGAUCUUUGUAACAACGUCCUAUAAAGUGGGUUGUCUUCUGUGAAUCACAAUUAUUUGUGCAUUAAUUUAGAGCAUUUUCACCCAGUUCUCCAGCUGAAAAAGAGGACGGGGAGGAAGAGGAAAGCAAGCAAACUCAGAUACCGAUUCUAGAAGUUACAAGAUCCAUACAAUGAUCAGCUUGAAUGGAAACAGUUCUAAGGAAGCAUGGAGUCUCUUAGUAGAGCCGAUGGAGAGACUUUGCUUCCCUUUCUGCUGUACCCUGAUGGUGCAGCUGCCGCUGGAUGACAGUCAAGAAUGUAAAUAGAGUCUGCUGGAUCAGGCCAAUGGCCCAUCUAGUUCAGCAUCCUGUUCCCACAGUGGCCAGCCAGAUGCCUAUAGGAAACCCUCAAGCAGGGCCGGGGGGCAAGAGCACCCCCACCCACCCUCACCCCCUGGAUUCUAGGAACCGGUAUCAAGAAGUAUUACUGUCUCCAGCUGUGACUUCAUUAGUACAGUUCUAGACUAAUUAGUAUAGUCCAUGAUUUAUAAAGCACCUAAAAUCCUGGAAGAAGGAGAUCCUUUACACAGAUAAGGUUGUAUAGUUGUCUGAUUUUUGCUCCAGAAAAAUCUAGUCUUCCAUUGUUUUUAAAUAAAGCAGGGAUAGGGAACCUGUGGCCCUCCAGGUGUUAUUGGACUACAACGUGAUCACCUUCUGUCGAGUCCAGCGACUUAUGGAGGGUCAGAAUUAAAGAAUGUGUCCUCCCCCCCAUCAUGAUGCUAAGGAUAUACUGUAUUAGAAAACAUGCUGUGUCUGCGUAUGAAUAAGAUGGUAUACCCAUGAUCCAAAACAUCUGUGCCAUUUAAUAUAAUGGCUUACUCCAAAAGAGAACAAGCAGCUUCUGUUUGGUAAGGGUAUCAAGAAUCUUGUGUUGUAGAUCCCUAGACCCCUUCACAGAACUGCACUUUCCAAAAUUAGCUAUUAAGCCUACAGGUGCAGAUAUGCCAAGGAUGUGGCACUGCUUAUUUUAUAGUUCAUGUGUUCCCUAACUCCUGCUGAUCUCUGCAAAGUGGACAGUAUCCCAGGGCAUUUUUAAUCAAAACUCUUGGCACCUCCAUCUAAGUUCCCCCAUCACUGUUUGUAUGUGGGGCUCCAGCAUUACUGUACAUUAUAGCGAGUGGGCAGCUGUCACAAUGAAAUAUGUUGAUAGGUAUAAAUAGCAGGCUGUCAAAAAUCUUAAAGGGAAUCGAUACAAGUAACGUGUUAAGGGGGGGGGGGAAACUGUUGACACUAUAACUCAUUUUUAUUAUUAUUUAAAGUUUGUAGAUAUAGUGGGAAUAGUUUGGUUUCCUGGAGUUCUUCCCUGGUGAGAAAAAAAACUAUAAUUGCAGUGAAUACUUUCCUUGAUGUGCCUGC